Messenger RNA from Dovyalis caffra, 1086 nucleotides. Lineage: Eukaryota; Viridiplantae; Streptophyta; Magnoliopsida; Malpighiales; Salicaceae. The record is from the annotation of a GenBank genome assembly.
AUGGAUAGAAAUGGAAUUUUGAGACUACUUUUGCUCUUCUUCUUGAUUUUCUCUGAUGUUUCUAACGCUUCUUUUCUCUUGAAGAUUCGACAAUUGGUUGCUCUUCAAGACGGCAACAAGUCCGUCCAAAUCCAAGCAUCUCCAUCGCCAAGUCCAGAUCCUGCUAAGACGCUAAAUACGACAAACACUGAGGAUAAUUCGACAAGCAUUAAUAAUAAUAAUAAUAGCAGUAAUAUUAGUAAUAAUAAUAAUACGGGAAUUGUGGGUCCGAGCUCGAUUCCGGGGAAUCAAACGGAUAGUGAAAUCGAGAAACAUAAUGAUGAGCCGAAGAAAGUAAGUGAAGAGAAGGAUCAUCAUAAGACUGAUUCGGAAUCAGAGGUUGGUGGGGAGAAUUGCACAACAGUGGCUGCUAGGAGGUGCACAGACCUGAAGUCGAUGACUGCUUGCGUUCUUGGUUUUGAUAAUGGAUCUCAAUGGUGGACAGUUCUUAUACAAAAUUCUGGGGAACACAAUUUGUCAGUGGAUGUGCUCGCCCCAAAUCCUAUUGACAAUUCUUUGGUUGAAGUAGGGAAACACCGAACAAAAAAGGUACAUUUGUUGGCCUCCUUCUUAAGCAGAGUUUCCCUGUUUGCUUUGCAGAUAAAUUUGACUGUUGGUGAAAACGCAGAGGUGAUAUUAAAUGCUAAAAACGGGGAAUGUGUUCUGCACUUGGGUCCUCUUGGAUCUCACGGAAACUUUUUCUUGUACCUCCCUUCUUAUGACCAGCUAAUUACCCCCAUCAAUGGUGCUUACUUCCUAAUUAUUACAGUGGUAGUUUUUGGGGGUACACUUGCUUGCUGCAUGUGUAGGAAGAGGAGACGGGAGGCUGGAAUCGCUUAUCAGGAGCUUGAAAUGGCAAUGCCAGAAUCUGGUAUUGCCAACGAUGUAGAAACAGCAGCAGGCUGGGAUAAGGAUUGGGAUGAUAACUGGGAUGAAGAAAAUGCAAUAAAGUCACCAGCUGUUCGUCAUUCAGCUAGUGUCUCAGCAAAUGGCCUUACUUCUAGGAAUCCAAACAAAGAUGGAUGGGAGAAUGAUUGGGAUGACUAG